CCCGGCCCCGCCCCCGGNNCGAGUUCAUGGGAGCAUGAAGGAGAUGGUAGGAGGCUGCUGCGUGUGCUCGGACGAGAGGGGCUGGGCCGAGAACCCGCUGGUCUACUGCGAUGGGCACGCGUGCAGCGUGGCCGUCCACCAAGCUUGCUAUGGCAUCGUCCAGGUGCCAACAGGACCCUGGUUCUGCCGGAAGUGUGAAUCUCAGGAGCGAGCAGCCAGGGUGAGGUGUGAGCUGUGUCCGCACAAAGAUGGGGCAUUGAAGAGGACCGACAAUGGAGGCUGGGCGCACGUGGUGUGUGCCCUCUACAUCCCCGAGGUGCAGUUCGCCAACGUGAUCACCAUGGAGCCCAUCGUGCUGCAGUACGUGCCCCACGACCGCUUUAACAAGACCUGCUACAUCUGCGAGGAGCAGGGCCGGGAAAGCAAGGCGGCCUCGGGGGCCUGCAUGACCUGCAAUCGCCACGGCUGCCGACAGGCCUUCCACGUCACCUGCGCCCAGAUGGCAGGUCUGUUGUGUGAAGAGGAGGUGCUGGAGGUGGACAAUGUCAAGUACUGUGGCUACUGCAAGUACCACUUCAGCAAGAUGAAGACAUCCAGGCACAGUGGCGGCGGAGGAACAGGAGCAGGAGGCAGCGGUGGCGGUGGAGGUGGCAGCAGUAGCAGCACUGGUGGUGGUGGCGGCAGCAGUGGCGGUGGCACAGGGGGAGGUGGCAGUGGUUUCGUCCCUGGCAGGAGGAGCCGGUCAGCCUCACCCUCUAGCCAGCAGGAGAAGCACGCUGCCCACCACGAGCGAGGCCAAAAGAAGAGUCGAAAGGACAAAGAACGCCUUAAACAGAAGCACAAGAAGCGGCCUGAGUCCCCUGCCAGCAUCCUGACUCCACCUGUGGUCCCAGCUGCUGACAAGGUCUCUUCCUCCCACCAUGAAGCCGGCACUCAGGAGACCUCGGAGAGCAGCAGGGACUCGAAGGGAAAAAAGUCUUCCAGCCACAGCCCGAGUCACAAGGGCAAGAAGCCGAGCUGCAGCGGGAAGGGUGGGAGCAGCUAUGCCGGAGCCUCCUCUGGAGGGCCCUUCCAGCCUUCAGGCUCCUCCCUGCAGAGCUCCCCUGACUUCUCCACCUUCCCCAAGCUGGAGCAUUCGGAGGAGGACAAGUACUCCAAGCCCUCGGCCCCCACCCUGUCGGCCCCGCCCUCACCCUCGGCCCCAGAGCCCCCCAAGGCUGACCUCUUCGAGCAGAAGGUGGUCUUCUCUGGCUUUGGGCCCAUCAUGCGCUUCUCCACUUCUGCCUCCAGCUCGGGCCGGGCCCGGGACCCAUCCCCUGGGGACUAUAAGUCUCCCCACAUUUCAGGGUCUGGGGCAUCAGCCAGCACCCACAAGCGGAUGCCCUCCCUGAGUGCCACCCCUGUGCCAGCGGAGGAGCCCCUGGAGCCAGGGCUGAAGGAGAAGAAGCACAAGGCCAACAAGAAGAGCCGGCAUGGACCAGGCCGGCCUAAGGGCAGCCGGAACAAGGAGGGUGCAGGGCCCCCAGCUGUCCCCACCCUACCUGCCCCCCAACUGGCUGGCUUCACCGCCACCGCUGCCUCCCCCUUUUCUGGGGGAUCCCUGGUGAGCUCCGGCCUGGGGGGCCUGGCCUCCCGCACCUUUGGACCUUCAGGGAGCUUACCCAGCCUGAGCCUGGAGUCCCCCCUGAUGGGCGCAGGCAUCUACACCAGUAAUAAGGACCCCAUCUCCCACGGUGGCAGCAUGCUGCGGGCUGUGUGCAGCACCCCCCUCUCCUCCAGCCUGCUGGGGCCCCCGGGCACAUCUGCCUUGCCCCGGCUCAGCCGCUCCCCUUACACCAGCACCCUCCCCUCCUCCUCAGCAGCUAUCUCCACCACUCAGGUGUUCCCCCUGGCCGGCUCUACCUUCAGCCUCCCCUCUACCCACAUCUUCGGGACCUCGGUGGGCGCUGUGAACCCGCUGCUCACCCCGGCUGAGAGCAGCCACCCAGAGCCAGACCUGGAGGACUGCAGCUUCCGAUGUCGGGGGACAUCCCCCCAGGAGAGUCUGUCUUCCAUGUCCCCCAUCAGCAGCCUCCCUGCACUCUUCGACCAGACCGCCUCUGCACCCUGCGGUAGCGUCCACUUAGAUACGCCAGCCCCGGGGACGACUAACAUGGAGCAGCUGCUGGAAAAACAGGGCGACGGCGAGGCCGGUGUCAACAUCGUGGAGAUGCUGAAGGCACUGCACGCACUGCAGAAGGAAAACCAGCGGCUGCAGGAGCAGAUCCUGAGCCUCACGGCCAAGAAGGAGCGGUUGCAGAUUCUCAACGUGCAGCUCUCCGUGCCCUUCCCCGCCCUGCCUGCUGCCCUGCCUGCCGCCAAUGGCCCUAUAGCUGGGCCCUACGGUCUGCUCCCCCAAGCCAGCAGUAGUGACUCCCUGAGCACCAGCAAGAGCCCUACGGGCAAGAACAGCCUUGGCCUGGACCACUCGCUGUCCACAUCUUCAGAGGACCCACACUCAGGCUGCCCGAGCCGCAGCAGCUCGUCGCUGUCCUUCCACAGCACGCCCCCACCACUGCCACUGCUCCAGCAGAGCCCGGCCACCCUGCCUUUGGCCCUGCCUGGAGGCCCUGCGCCACUCCCACCCCAGCCGCAGAACGGGCUUGGCCGGGGACCUGGGCCAGCAGGGCUGGGGGCCGUGCCUGUGGCUGAGGGGCUGCUGGGAGGGCUGGCUGGCAGCGGGGGCCUGCCCCUCAAUGGGCUCCUGGGGGGGCUGAAUGGGGCUGCCGCCCCCAACCCUGCAGGCUUGAGCCAGGCUGGUGGGACUCCCACGCUGCAGUUGCCAGGCUGUCUAAACAGCCUCACGGAGCAGCAGAGACACCUCCUUCAGCAGCAAGAUCAGCAGCUCCAGCAGCUCCAGCAGCUCCUGGCCUCCCCACAGCUGACCCCGGAGCACCAGACUGUUGUCUACCAGAUGAUCCAGCAGGUGCAGCAGAAGCGGGAGCUGCAGAGGCUGCAGAUGGCUGGGGGCUCUCAGCUGCCCAUGGCCGGCUUGCUGGCUGGAAGCUCUACCCCACUGCUCUCGGCUGCAUCUGCACCAGCCCUGCUGCCCGCCGGAGCCCUGGUGGCCCCCUCACUGGGCAGCAACACGAGUCUCAUGGCUGCGGCAGCGGCAGCUGCAGCCGUGGCAGCAGCAGGGGGACCCCCAGUGCUCACUGCCCAGACCAACCCCUUCCUGAGCCUGUCGGGGACAGACAGCGGCAGCGGCCCCAAAGGAGGGACUGCUGACAAAGGAGCCUCAGCCAACCAGGAGAAAGGCUAAGCCCACUCUGCCCUUCCUGAGCCCUGCGUGGAGGGGACACGUCCUGGCUGGAGGGCUCUGCGCCUGGAGCAGGCAGCAGGGCCCAGACACUGGCAAGCCUGGCACAGAGCCCAUGCAGAGGCCCUGGGCACUAGGGAAGUGCGGUGCCGCAGACCAGGGCUGGGAGGGUGCCUGGCACCUGCGCUGCCCUGCCACAGGGAGAGGCUUCGCAGGGGGGAGCUUGGGGCACCUACAGAACAGCACGCAUGGGAGGGGGUUGGACCCACCAUGUAAAACAGAUCAGCACUUGAACUCGGGAGAAGGGAAGGGGCGGCCUUGGGCCUGGCCCCAUGUGGAAAUCUGGGGAAGAAGGGGCCCCCCCAUUUGGUUUCUUCCACACCCGGGCAGGUGGCAAAAGGGUCCCUUCGACUGUUUCUCACUGUCCCUUUCCCCACCCAGGGUCAUAAGCUGAGCUUGUAAAAGCCCACAGACAUGGGGGCUGAGGAAGGGCAGGACAUCGGUGUCAGCCCAGGCCUCCAGCACCCGGGGGCCCCACGAUGGGCGGGGAGCGCUGGCUGCCCUCGGCACCCCCCCUUGUUUGCACUAUUGGCUUGAGGUGUGCCGAGGCUAGGGAGAGGCGUGAGUGUGCGUGUGCGUGUGUGGGUGUGUGGCGUCGUCCUCGGUCUUCCUUCUCUGGACCUGGCAGCUGAGGGCAGGGAUUGGCUUUGUCUGUGCCCCCCCACCUCGCACUCGUGAUCUCUUUCUCAGCGUAGAGGACAGGGAAACCCAGAAGUGCACCCUGGUACCGGAGCACAGGGUUUGGAAUCAGUGACAGCCUGCUUUCCCUCCCUUGCGCCCUGUCUGCCCCCUUCUUCCUUGGGUGAGGGGGGCCUUUGGGCUUGGGGGAGAGGACAACAAGGUCAAGUGCCACUUCUUUUAGCAAAAGUCCUGCUUCCAGAAUUGGCCAGCCUGCCUUCCACCCAUGCCGAUCAUGAAGCCACUAAACUGACCUAGCAGGUGUCCCCUCACCCCUUGGCUGUGUCUGGGUGCACCAGGCAGUGCUCUUCGGGGGGGGGGGCCCUUCUGCCAGGGCCUCUGGCAGGCAGGUGGGGUCCGGUGGGGAGCUGUUCAGUUGCACUGGGGUGGAUGCCCCGCCAGUCCGUCCCUCUGUCUGUCCGUCCAGCUUGCAUGUGUGCAUAACUGUGUGUUUCUGCUUGGGGUUUUGUUGGAUUUUUUUUUUUUUUGGUUGUUUUUUUGUUUUGUUUUGUUUUUUAAUAAAGAAAAAGAAGAUGUGUAUAUUUUUGGCAACAACAGAAAUGUAGUGCAGAUAUAUUUUUGCCUGUGCUGCUCAACUUUUUUUUUCCUGAUACGGAAAAUAUUAAUAUUCCUGUUGAUAAGACUUUGUAAGAUGUUAGCGCGCUAACGGACAGGGUGGGUGGGAAUCCUUCCGAGGCGAUUUCUUAGGCACUUGCAAGGGCUUGGGCGGGGGAAGGGCCAGUUGUGAUGACCUCGAAAUACUCAUUUUUUAAAUUAAAUGCGAAAUAUCAGUUAAGACAUUAGAACCGAGCAUUUAUCCAUCUUAGUCCAUUCUGCUCUUCAACUCCCUGACCCCAAGCCACCAUAAAAUAAAAUGACCUUCAGAGGUUCUUAGAAGAGUUGCUCCUUUCCACCCUGCCCUUACCUAUGGAUGAGGCUACUUUGUCCCUCAUCCUGGUAAAAGGGAUGGGGGCACCCAGGCUGUGGCAUGAAGGCAGGGAAUGGUGUAGUGCACUGGAACCAAGACACCCCUAGCACGUCCCACCCGUCCCACCCAUCCCAACCCCAGUUACCGCCAUCUCUGCCUCAGUCCCCAGAGUUUCCCAAGUCCUUUGUGUAACCCCACACACACAGGGAGGGAGGCCAGGCUUGUGGACAUGGGACACAGGCCAGCUAGGAGCCCACUAGAAAAGCUAUGAAGACCCUUGGGAGGGACAGGACACAGAUGUAAGUGGCUGUAAGGCCUUUACUCUCUCCCAGCCCCAGUCCAGCUUCUGACAACUUGGCUGGAGGUGGGGUAGGGUGGGGUGCAGAUUUGUGGUGCUGACUGGGGGAGGGGAAGGAUGUGGUUUACAGAGCAGAGCGGAAGUGGCGCCUGCAAAUCUUGGCUAGAGCUUUUGUGUGCCACCCCCCCCCAAGCAGGGAGAUGUGAGUGGGUGUGGGAGCCAGGUCCCUGCUGGCCCAGGGGUCCUACCUGGGGGUGGGGCAUGUUAGCUGGCCUUGGCUUCCCUGGUGACAGCUGCAAGCGCAGAUGGGUAGAGGCCCCUGCUGAGCCAGGAUCUGGCCACCUGGUCUUCAGCUCUCCUGCAGGCUGUCUGCACGUACGUGUGUGUGCACAUGUGUGCUUGUGUGUGUGAGAGAGAGAGACACGUGGGCUGUGCCUAGGUUGGAGUCUGUUUUGUCUUAGUUCUGAGCUGACAGGUCCUCUUCACAGAAAAUGACACUUCAAGGGGUGCCUUUAAAAUUUGUCCUAUUUGUGGGUUUUAGGCCCUGGGGCCUCCUGCUCCUUCAUGGAGUUCCUGACAAUGAGCUUGGUGAGGGAACCCCUGUUCUUUCCUCUACUGACACCUAGGGAAAUGGUCACCCCGGUUUUAAAAGAGCACAGACUAACCAGACAGGUGUAUAAGCCGGGGUCAGCUCUGAGGAAUGACUUUAAGUCCCUGUCCUAGACUGGAAAUGCUGGGCAGGUUUGCCAAGACCCAGGCUCCCCUGUGAGCUAGCAGCGUCUUCCUGAUAUGUAGUGGGCCAGAGUGAGGGGUGGCAGCUUGUUCCCCCUUUAUCCUGGGAGAAGGGUGGGCUUUCUACUGAAGUUGGAGGAAGAUGGGGCCAGGCAGCCCUACCUACUCCCAGCCACCUGAAAACCCAUCCGCUCUGACCAGGCUGCUUUGCCUGGCUGUGGAGUUGGUGUAGUACCCAUUGUUGUCCACUGCCCAUCUUCCAGCCCAGAGUGGUAGUGGGGUAGUGGGACCGCAGACCUGGCCUCCCCUUUGGUCCCAGCCUGUUUAGCAGACCCUUCCCCGGGGGUAGGGAGGGGAAGCCUCAGUUUGCAAGCCCAGGGGCCCCUUUCUUGUUCUUUCUAAAGCCUCCUUUAUAUCUUCAGCCCAAAAGGCAAUGUCCCCACCCGAACCUCCAAGCCCAGAAUUGUGCAUAACCUGGAUCUUGUAUCUUUGUAUAACGGAUGUUAUUUGUACGAAGGGCAGUUCGUAAACAGCACUUGUUCUUUUAAUAAAAGACUGUUUUA
This is a messenger RNA of Octodon degus (degu), 6557 nucleotides long. RefSeq names its product MLLT6, PHD finger containing (gene Mllt6). The coding region runs from base 35 to 3301 and encodes 1088 amino acids. Gene Ontology annotation, molecular function: nucleosome binding; histone binding. The transcript has 21 exons. Gene Ontology annotation, biological process: regulation of transcription by RNA polymerase II. The record is from RefSeq and is a predicted model, not a curated record. Lineage: Eukaryota; Metazoa; Chordata; Mammalia; Rodentia; Octodontidae. Gene Ontology annotation, cellular component: nucleus.